AUGAAGAUACAGGUGAAACAAGCUAAGAUCGUGAAGCCAGCUGAGGAAACACCUAUACACAGUCUAUGGCUUUCUAACUUGGACCUGAUACAAGUGAGGUUCCACAUGGGCAUCCUUUACUUUUACAACCCUUGUUCCUCCUACAAUCUUCCCAACACUCGUUCACUCAUCGAUGCUCUGAGCAAGGUGCUUGUCCUCUUCUACCCUGCCGCUGGGAGGCUACAAAAGGAUAAGAAUGGGAGGUUGGAGAUUCGAUGCAAUGGAGAAAAAGUGCUGCUUGUAGAGGCUGAGACUGAUUCUACUAUUCAAGAUAUUGGCUUGCUCACUCAAGGUUUGGAUCUCUCUCAACUUGUACCUGCUCUUACCUACUCAGGCGACAUCUCCUCUCUACCACUUCUUCUCUUUCAAGUUACAUAUUUCAAAUGUGGAGCCAUCUGUAUUGGAACCUCGAUACACCAUACAUUCGGAGACUGUAGUUCUCUUGAAUUUUUCAUGGAAGCAUGGUCUAGAACUGCUCGGGGACUUCCAGUUAAGCUAACUCCGUUCUUUGACCGCACAGUUCUUCGCGCACAGGACCCUCCCUCUCCUGUAUUUCCACAUACUGAAUACCAACCACCUCCUUUUGACAAUCCUCCAUGACAUCCUUGGCUUACAAAUCAAAUCCUGACUCUGAUUCUGCAGUUGCCUG
Messenger RNA from Raphanus sativus (radish), 688 nucleotides. Its product is annotated as shikimate O-hydroxycinnamoyltransferase-like. Bases 1 to 639 code for a protein of 212 amino acids. The record is from RefSeq and is a predicted model, not a curated record. Gene Ontology annotation, molecular function: acyltransferase activity, transferring groups other than amino-acyl groups. The transcript has 3 exons. Lineage: Eukaryota; Viridiplantae; Streptophyta; Magnoliopsida; Brassicales; Brassicaceae.